CAAAAUUUCGUUGCACCGGCGGCACGUGAAGCGUUGCUCUACGCACGGAACAAUCGUAUUGUGUAUGCCUGGACAGCACUGAUUUCAGGGGCAUCACAUGGUAACGAUUGUUCUUUCAUUUUCAACAAUGCGCUGCUUUCUCAUUCAUCAUCUAAUGCAACCCGAUCAGUGAAAUGGAAUGAGGAAGAACAAGAAAUAACCCUUCGUCUCAUCAACCAGAUCGCUGACUUCGUCCACAAAAGGUCAAGAGUCAUGCUGGAUUAUUACUGA
Messenger RNA from Gongylonema pulchrum, 270 nucleotides. Lineage: Eukaryota; Metazoa; Nematoda; Chromadorea; Rhabditida; Gongylonematidae. The record is from the annotation of a GenBank genome assembly.